UUUUCUCCGAAGCGAGUAGAAAAUUCGCCUUUGCCAGCUGUUUGUUUGAGAUCCGGUGUUUGUGAUUCUCGGAAGCCAUCCAAGGAGCAACUGCGCUGGCCAAGCGCCUUUGAAGCGUUUUCUGGCGUCCAAAACAAUGUGAAAUUCAUUUCAGGCGUUGAACGCCUAGACGGUGCUGUAUGUAGGCGUUAUAGCCGCUAUUUGGCCAUAUCGCAAUACUUAUAGCCUUCCUAUUACAGCGACGAACGGAGCGAGGCAGUUUGGGUGGCUAGACCAGGAAGGCACCAGCAGUGGUGAGGCAUUUCGACGCUGGUCGACUCACCAGCCGCAGGUGACCGGAUGGUUGCACUGCUUUUUUGACUUCGUCCAUCGGUAUCUUCCAGUUUGCACCUCGUGAACAAUCCGUUUACUGUUGCUUGAAGAUCGGCACGUCGUUUUUUUGGCCGAAGGUGCGCUAUGGUAGGGGAAGGACGGCUAGCAACGAGGCGUCAUACGGGACUCUGAAAAUAGGUUACGCAUAUUCGGAGAGGGACAUAUUGGAAGGGGAUCUUCGACUUCUUCAAGACUGCGUGUUAGUUUGCUCGUCCCCACUAGCAAGAAGCAUGUUCGCUGGAUGUUGCUGCUAGACCACAGCUGAUUCAAAGAUCUGCGUCCUUGCCAAGCAUCCGUUUUUUGACAACGCAUGAAAGGUGCUUCAUUGAACGUAUUGGCAUUUCCUGAUGAGCCGUUUUCCUUCGUGGUUCAGUACAUGACAGUUAUCAGCAGGUACAUCUCUUUCCGAUCUUCCCGUGAGUUCGGCUACGUUUGGUGAUUUACUUCACCGAGUGCGCUGUCGCUGGCGUACUAUACGUUGCAGGCCACUGUCUCGAUCAGAGCGGGACCUGAUCGUCCAGCCCUCUGCACGUCGAGUCAUUUUCAACUGGGCUGCUGUCGAGUGCUUCUCAUUCUUUGUGGACCAUCGUUUGCAAGCGAAGAAGGCGAUAAUCAGUCAGUGCAACAUAUCUUUUUCAGGUAUGAUAAACGGUUUGCAUGGCCUUUUUAUUUGACCAUGCCUGUUAACGCUCCGGCUGUACUAUGGUGGUUGCCUGCCGUAACCGGUGACUGCCAAAAGGUUACGCUCGCCGAUAUUGAUAUUGCUCAGUUAGGUCUCCAGCUUGUAUUUGAUUCGAUCGGGGUGCAGGGUGUAUCGAGGUUCACACACAGUACACUUCGUGGGCGGGCGAUAACGUUUGCUUGGAAUGUUUACAAUGGGAAGCUGUAGGUUGCAAUAAUAGGUUUGUUGUACGACGUUUACAAGAAACGACUGCGUUUUUCCGUGAAUGAAGUGGUUUCUGACUGCGUGUACUUCUUCAGUAUGCAACGGACGAGCAUAUCUUCUGAGCCAUACUUCACUGCGUAGAGCGCAUUGCCAGACCUCCAGUGAGCUUUAGAAAAGGAAUUCACAGUCCGAGUUACUGAUAUGUUAUACAUACAUAUGCACUAGUAAAGUCACAUGUUAUACAAAGAAUCCUUAUACAUGACUAUUUAUACAGCUGCAUCAUCGUGUAUCUGCAUAUUCUUCUUCAGUUAAUCUGGUCACUUCUCCAUGUUUACAGGUAUCCAUGUGCAUAUUUUCUAUGACCGAUUCCACCUGCAUUUGGUUUUGACUUAUCAACGUGUAACUUUUGCGAUCAUAGGAAAUGGCGGCAGAGGACUGCGGUGGUUGUGAAUUCGGCGGAAUCAUCGGCACCGGCGAUGUUGCGGCUGAAUAUCCGAAACUCUCGUCUGAAGUGGCGAUUCUUCUGCAAGAAGUGGCUGGCGUGCGUUUGUCAGGUUCCUGUGAAGGUUCUGGUACCCCUGAGCAGUCUUCCACUGCCGACUCAGGGUCACCCGAGUCAGCUUCACCGUCCCGAUCACAAUCGAUGGCGACGCAGCCCUUGAGUCAGUUGCUGUCUGCAGGAGACCAUAAAACACUGGUCACUGGAGAGAUUUUCCAGGCAACCACUAGCAGUGACGAUCGCGAGGAAGAAACAAAGGGUCGGCAUAUUCAGGAUACUCUUAGUCUUGGCCAGUUGAGGAAAGGGGAAGCUCACACGUCUACCUCAUCUGAAGGCGGUUCAAUUGAAGAGCGGGACGGAGCCCGGCAGGACGGUUUUGUUGACUUAGAAGACAACGCAAAAGUUAAUCAGAGGGGAGAAGUCGACACAUUAACAUUGCGAGGUGGACGGAGAGAAGACGCAGAGGGUGAAAUACUCUCUCUAGAAUCGGGCGUUGUUGCCGCCUUUUCGUCUACAGCUUCCGCGUGUCACAAAGAAUCCUCAUCGUCACGCUUUCCCUGCAACCUGACUUCACCAAAACAGUCGGGCCUCAACGCAUCCCAUGAAGCUAUUUCAAGACAGACGGAAAAUAUCACCGUCGGGUCACCAGAUGAGAGUUGCUCUCACGAUGCUCACUGCAAGUAUACAACAGUCGGUGGGAGAGACGAAAGUAUUUCAGGCGUGGACAGGGUGUUGUUGGAUCUUGCCUCUGCAUUGUUUGAGUACGUAUACAGUGGCCUGGAUUCACCGACGGUACCCCGCCAAGAACAACCGUUAUCCUGUGAAUUCGCCGAGUCAGUGAAUACAAUUUUUCAAGAAAAUGAAACGGCAGGUAGGUUGCUGGAAGGCAAGCCCCGAAGUUCGCUCCCAUCGAAGCUCUCUGUUCCACUGCCCGGAUCCGGUCAGUUUGCAUCAGCUUCUGCCUUGGCCGGCACUCUGUCCUCGCUGGGAAUGGGAACUGGCAAAAGAGGCGACAGUAUGUUACCGAUCAGACGACAGGCAUCAGAUGGGCAGGCGAAUGGGAAACAUUCGGAGCAGGUCAGGUUCUCUGGAUCAGCGCAAGAAGAGUACCUCAGGUCUCUUACCAUCCCGAUUCCUUCGACAUCGUCUUUUCUCGAGCGCGAGCCUUGCGUGGGACAAUCGUCAUCUGACGUCGUAGCUGGCGUUGCGGCGCCCACCUCCGGCCCACUUGUGAAACGUAUGUCGACGACUGUGUACAGUGAAUCGCCGACAAGAUCUUCAGCCAAGGCACAUCUUCAUUUUCUGCCUUCAGAGGGGGGAGGGCUUCGGCAUCGCGAGCUAAACGAGGCAGGGGCUCAAGAAACAAAGGCGGCUGGAAGACGCGAAGCAACACGAAAAAAGUUUAGAAGAGAAGAACAGGGAACACCGAGCUUGAAUGCUGCAGAAGGUCGAACAGGCGCUCGUGGCGAAGACGGCAGUAGAGGAGAGACAAUAGAACAUGAAAGUUCGCCAUCAACAGAAGCAUUUUUACUCCGCCUUCCCUGUAAUCCAUCCAGUUGUCCCACUUGCCUGCGGGCCGUGGAAAUGGGAGACUCUGCGGUAGACACCCUAAUGAACAAGUUGACAGGCCUCCAUACGCGCCUUUCGUUGACUAUGGACCUCCUUAUGAGGCAACAACGAUGUCAGCAGCAGAUGGCUGUUUGGCUCUGUAAACUGCAGCGGCAGCGCCAGCGGUUGGGCGUAGAAGGCACCGUUCUUGAUAAUACUGAAGUGCGGCAGGACACACAGCUGGUAUCACCAUCGGAGGAAACGACGAAUUUAGAGCGUGGAAGGGGCCCGCUGGCGGACGAACUGCAGCGACAUAAACUAUUAGCUGAUGUUUCGAAGAUACAGAAUCAAAGCCAAUACGGACGUCACGCCAGUGACGGCCACUUUCAAACUGCGUGGUGCCACGCCUCUUCAAAAAUUAGAGAGGGGCGGCAACAGGGAACGAUCGCUCUGGGGACAGGAGGGCAGCAAUCAAGAGCAAGAUCGCCCUAUGUUUCCGAGUCAGCCUCAGAUGGGCCCGCAUGCAAUUCUGGCAUCUCUUUCGCCCAAAGUAGCGGCGUCAACAGAGACAACCGUCGAGGAGGGGAAAUUCAAGAAUCCCAAGUCGUGCAUCAUCCGGAAGAUCGACGACAACAGGGCGCUUCACUGGUACCAAAACAGUUUCCAGAGGAUUACUCUCAGGCACCGUACUGGUUGCCAGAGCAGGGACCGGGCCUUCGGCGGACGCCUGUGCCACUGAGAUUUCCUCCCCCUAAAGCAGAAGGCUGCGAAAGAAACAAUCAGAGUUCUACUUCACCUGGUGCAGCAAGCAGCUCCACCUCUGUGUAUUCUCGGGGCAGCAACGUGCGUCAUGAGCAAGACCCAUAUCCACACAGCUUGAUGAUCCAGUUGAUUCAGCCGCUGCCGACGGGCAUCAAGCUGGAGAUGAAGGCACAUCGACCUUCGUCAUCGACUCCGACAAGCAUCAGUGGGGAAACAUCGGAGCAGCCGGUGCCGCGAGAGUAUGCACUACGCGUCUCCCUCACUAGGCAUGACACGAAAUAUAUUUCUUUUCAUUCUCUCCGAGGCAUCCUUCCGGCGUACAACGAGGCUGUGAGGCUUCGCAACAAAUUUGCUGGGCUUCCUUUCGUCCUUCCGGCGUUGACACUCGAGGAGUUGCAGAAGCGAAAGGGCGCACUGGAACAGAGGAUUCCCCUUCGAGGUCAUGGACCUCGCGAGGCCUUCAUGACGGUCCAGCAGCGCAUGACGUACUACAGACAAGUGGGAAGGAGACCGUCAACGUUCCGCACCACAGGGGGAUCCUGUAAGGAAGGUGACAGUUCGGCUCCCGAUGACAAAGAUGGAGAGUGCUCUCGCCCCGGAGAAUGUGGCAACAGUACUUCUGGAACGAGGUGUUCAGUCAACCCAUGGAAAUGGCCCGCCACACCUAAAUGCACGGACCAAGAUCCAGAUUCAGAGAUGUUGGGGGGGUCGGAGUCAGUUACCAGACAGGUCAAUAAUUUGCAGGCUUUCUCUCGUGGACCCUCUGCGUCUUCCGACGACAAUGGUGUGACACAACGCAGUCAUCAGGAAAACCCUGGACGAUUUGCACCGGAUUUCUCAGACACAUCUAGGAGUCAUAGUGAGACGGUUCGCUCGCUGCUAGCGAGCAAAGCUUCUGCCAGUGCAGUAAGGAAGUGUGCCAAUGUGGAGCGGCCGUGCCCAGAUGUAGAACAAACUGGAGAGGUGCAGAGCAUUCCAAUUACUCCUACGCUGUCGAGUUUGGAAGAAGUUGCCGCAAUAGCUGGAGGUUGGCGAGUCACCGGCGGCACCCGACGUCAGACAACGCCAUCUACCGACAGCGUUCCCCGUCGGCAACAUACGAAUCCACAGAGCAAACAAAACGACCCGACGUUAGUUUCCCCUCCACUUUGUUCAAAAGUUCGUACAAGCGACGAGACCAGGGUAGAAACGAGACUGAACAGUCAAGCUCAGGUGGAAGGAGCUGCAGUUUCAGGCAGACUUUCAGGCAAGCGACAAGUAGCUGCACCGUCUGAAGCGCUCAACAAACAAGGAAAUCAAGAUAGCGAAGCUUCGUCAGUUUCGGAAAGAUGUGACCGAGCAACAAGGGAAGGCUUUUGUGAGAAAUCAGGGCGGUCUGGCUGUUGCGCAGCAUUAGGAAGUACAAAGUAUACUGCGUCAGUGCAAUCACGAGCUGCUGUUGCAUCACUAGACGCCGAGGCUGAUCGCAGGACCGCCGCCGCUAAGCGGCGGUUGGACAUCCCCUCGUGGAUGCAGACGGAACUAAGCAGUUACGUUGGUCCCAUUUCCAGAGAUACUGUAACGUCCUCCGUGUCAAGCAGCGAUUGCAGUAGCAGGGAAACAACCGGCAGCUUCGAGACGAGGUCACUCGAAAGAACGCCCGAGACAGUUACAUCAAAGCGGCGGGAUCGAGAAGAGCUCCGUGAUUUUGUGCUCGAGCUGGGACAGCGGGGGGAGAAAAGGCGACGGACACUGGAUGAGCCAGAAAAGAAGGUGGUAGCGGACUGCUGUGGCGGACGCUAAAGAUUGGAGGACGGGAUGUUGCAGUUGAAGAGCUGCGUCAAAAGUUUGAGUGACAUGGUGAGGACACAGUGACAAAAUUUGGGUCUCUAGUUAGCUGACAGGUUCAGGUUGCAUAUACUCGAGUAGGUAAACGAACGGCAGUGUGUGUCUCUCGUAUGAUCUGAAGCAGGAUGCGCUUCAGCCGGACAAGCGAGAUUAGACGACCGCUCCUGAGCUCGUAUUCAAGAGACAGAUGAGUACAAAUGAAUAAGAUCACUCGAAUACGUAGAUAGUUUUUGUUUUGUAUGGCAGUGCCUCAUCUGUGCUGUUUUGCGCGUUCGGUACAACGCUGGUGUGACGGGGGAGAAACAGACGAGGUUUUUGUUGGUGCUAGCCCUGCCCGUACACCGCAGGUUGCUUCUUUCUCCAGCCGUGAAAAAAUGUUCUGUGUCGUCACACGUUCCUCUUGUUCCGUGUGGCGACUCUACGGAUCUUGUGCGGGAUCGACUCGCUGAAAAGGUGCUGCACAAUUCGUCAGGAGGAAAUAGUGAUACCUGCACGAAUCGGACGGCGUCAGCUCACUAAAAAGAGUUCUUGUGGAAACGAUUCCAGGAUUAUGAAUAUAGCUUGGUACACAGAAGUUACCAUGCCCUCCGCACAAAGCCGUUAUCAGAAUAUAAAGAUCAUAGCUAAACCAUUCAUUGUCCCUCUACGACGACCUGCUUCCACUUUUCCAUGCACAUGCGCGCGGGCAAUAGACUUCGCCGUUGGUAUCCUGCGACGCUAAUGAAGGACAAACAACAUGUCUAUAUUGUACCGAACCCACGUCAUAAAUCCCUUGAUUUUUGCAAUUUUUCGUCCCCGGCAGGCAGCUGUACGGAUCUCUAUUGAAAGUACCUGUGCAGCCCUGGCGAAUCUGCGGACCAGUGGACCUCUUGUUCUCUGUAGUGAUUGACU
This is a messenger RNA of Toxoplasma gondii ME49, 6785 nucleotides long. RefSeq lists its product as hypothetical. The record is from RefSeq and is a predicted model, not a curated record. Bases 1680 to 5849 code for a protein of 1389 amino acids. The transcript is spliced from 6 exons. NCBI's taxonomy places the organism in Eukaryota, Apicomplexa, Conoidasida, Eucoccidiorida, Sarcocystidae.